Molecule: messenger RNA, 4184 nt
Organism: Choloepus didactylus (southern two-toed sloth)
Lineage: Eukaryota; Metazoa; Chordata; Mammalia; Pilosa; Megalonychidae
Gene: ANXA7
Product: annexin A7
Exons: 14
Coding region: 84-1538 (484 amino acids)
Cellular component (GO): cytoplasm
Molecular function (GO): calcium-dependent phospholipid binding; calcium ion binding
Source: RefSeq, a predicted model, not a curated record
GCGCCCCGCCUUCUCCGAGCCCGCCCCCGCCUCCAUCUUGCGAGAAUCCGGGCUGGUUGUGGCGCGGCUGCCCCGGAGUCGGAAUGUCACACCCAGGCUAUCCCCCCACUGGCUACCCACCUUUCCCUGGAUAUCCUCCUGCAGGUCAGGAGUCAUCUUUCCCCCCUCCGGGUCAGUAUCCUUAUCCUAGUGGCUUUCCUCCUCUGGGAGGAGGUGCCUACCCAUCAGCACCAAGUAGCAGCUACCCCGGAGCUGGAGGCUACCCUGCCCCUGGAGGUUAUCCAGCCCCGGGGAGCUAUCAUGGUGCUCCACAGCCAGGAGGGGCCCCAUCCUAUCCUGGAGGCCAGGGAUUUGGAGCCCCAGGUGGAGCAGGCUUUUCUGGCUACCCACAGCCACUAGCACAGUCGUACGGCAGUGGCCCGGCACAGAUCCCCAUACCAGGUGGCUUUCCUGGAGGGCAGAUGCCUUCUCAGUAUCCUGGAGGACAGGUCUCCUACCCUAAUCAGAUCCAUACAGAAUCCUUUCCUUCCUAUCCUGUUUUCUCUCCUGUUUCUUUGGAUGAUAGCAGUGAACCUGCUGCAAUGAUUCAGGGCACUCAAGGAACAAUCCAACCAGCUGCUAACUUUGACGCCUUGAAAGAUGCAGAAAUUCUCCGAAAAGCGAUGAAGGGUUUUGGGACAGACGAACAGGCAAUUAUAGAUGUUGUAGCCAACCGUUCCAACGAUCAAAGGCAAAAAAUUAAAGCAGCUUUUAAGACCAUGUAUGGCAAGGAUUUAAUCAAAGAUCUGAAAUCCGAGUUAAGUGGAAAUAUGGAAGAACUGAUCCUUGCUCUGUUUAUGCCAUCUACGUAUUAUGAUGCCUGGAGUUUACGGAAUGCAAUGAAGGGAGCAGGAACUCAGGAAUGUGUCUUGAUUGAAAUUUUGUGCUCGAGAACAAAUCAGGAAAUCCGAGAAAUUGUUAGGUGUUAUCAAUCAGAAUUCGGACGAGACCUCGAAAAGGACAUUAGGUCAGAUACAUCAGGGCAUUUUGAACGUUUACUUGUAUCCAUGUGCCAGGGAAACCGUGAUGAGAACCAGAAUGUGAACCAUCAGAUGGCUCAGGAAGAUGCUCAGCGUCUCUAUCAAGCUGGAGAGGGGAGGCUUGGGACGGAUGAAUCUUCCUUUAAUAUGAUUCUUGCCACAAGAAGCUUUCCUCAGCUGAGAGCUACUAUGGAGGCUUAUUCCAGGAUGGCUAAUCGAGAUUUGUUCAGCAGUGUUAGCCGCGAGUUUUCGGGAUAUGUUGAAAGUGGUUUGAAGGCCAUCUUGCAGUGUGCCCUGAACCGCCCUGCCUUCUUUGCUGAGAGACUGUACUACUCCAUGAAAGGCGCCGGCACCGACGACUCCACCCUGGUCAGGAUUGUGGUCACUCGCAGUGAGAUUGAUCUUGUACAAAUAAAACAGAUGUUCUAUCAGAUGUUUCAGAAGACCCUGGGCACAAUGAUUGCAAGUGAUACCAGUGGAGAUUACCGAAGGCUUCUUAUGGCCAUCGUGGGCCAGUAGAAGGGAUUUAAAAAAAAAAAAAAUGGAGCUUUUCAUAGCUUAUUCUUCAAAGCACUGACUGAUCUGCAUGCAGCAAUAUCAACCGUCACCUAACCAAAAAAGCUUCUUACUAAGGACAGUGUCAGGGUAGUGUGCUCAGUUUGCACAUAUUGUUAUUGCCUUAAUUCUAAAGUUAUUUUUUUCUCUACAUACAAUCAAUGUAAAGCCACAUCACAAUGAUGUAGUAAUAAUGCAGUGUUUGUAAAGCAUAAUUCUUAAUCAAGAUGUCAAAUUGAACAAAAAUCAUGCCAAUAUCUAUUUCUGUGUAAUAAUAUUGAAUUGAAGAAAAAAAGGUCACUGAAAGCUCUGCCUUGCAUAGUCCUAUUCCGUCUGUUGGACAGUAUAGUUGGUAGUGUGCCAAAAUUAUUAUUAUUUUUUUAAAUUUAACUCUUUUGACCUAGGAGAAUACUUUGCAUCUCAUUUUGCAUAAGUUGGUGUUCGGUAUUCUUAAAUACUUAACUUUCCUUGGAGAAACUAGAUUAGUGUUACCUAUAGCAACUUUUAAAAAGGGGAUUAAAAUGUCCUUAUAUGCAUAAAAUAUGUGGCCUACUUUUAUGCCUAUUAAAACUCUAAAGGUCUUUUUUGGCCCUUGAGUUUUUAAAAUGUGUAUUUUUAAAUGUAUCUUUUAAAAUAUAUAUUUUAAAUGUGUAUUUUUAGACUGUAAAAUUAGUCAUUUAAUCACAAUCUAAGGAAGUGAAACUUGAUACAUAAUAGGUGGUGCUCAAUUAGUGACAAAGUGAUUGAGUAUUAAAGCAUCUCCCUGGAAUAAUUGAAUGCUGGCUGUUUGGAGGAGUAGUCUAGGAGCCCAGUUAGUGGCAGGUACUGCAGGGGGAUUUCUAAACCCAUUGGUUUAUCUUCAGUGCCGAGGAAUUCUUUAUUGAGUAUUUGGAGCAUUACACAGUGUAGUUAGGGGAAUUCCAAAGGAAGGAGGUUUGUAAUCUAGUGGGGAUUCUAAAUAAAAAUUAGGAUACAAAGUUAGAUUAUAAAUUCUGCCAAGGAUAGGAAUCUUAUCUAUUGUAGCACAGGGCUUCCUAGCACAAAGCAGAUACUUAAUAAAGAUUUAGCGACUGCUUGUACUAAAAAUUGAGGGGAAGAUUAGUAAAUAUCAGUAGUAAUUCAGUAAAUACUUGUUUUAUAUAAGUACUGACGGGUAUGUAAAGUGGUAUAAGAUACAACCUUGUCCUUAGGAAGAGAGAGCUGUAGUGCAAGGCAAAAGCAAGAUAAAUGAGUAGAAGGAAGAUGUGCUAAGGAUAGAUGUUAUAAAUUUUUAAAAACUUCCAUUGAAAAAGUUAAGCUUUGAUCUGUGUUUUGAAAAAGUAAAUGAUGGGAUUUGGUAAAGACGAGAAGAGCGUAAAAUACUAAGGGAAAAGGAAAGAUGAUCAUUACAUUUUUUUAAAACUAUAUUUAAUUUUUUAAACUUCAAAAAAAUUUUUAAUUAAGAUAUUCAUAUACCAUAAAAUUCACCCUUUAAAAAGUACGUAAUUCAGUAGUUUUUAGUUUAUUCACAAAGCUGUGCCCCACUGUCUAAUUCCAUAAUGUUUUCAUCCUCCUCAAAGGAAACCCCAUACCCAUUAGCAGUUGAUCCCUAUUUCUCCAUGCCCCCAGGCCCUGGCAACUACAAAUCUGUGUUCCAGCUCUAUGGAUUUGCCUAUUCUGGACUUGUCAUAUGAAUGGAAUCAUACAAUAUGUGGCCCUUGGUAUCUGAAUUCUUUCAGUUAGCAUAAAGUUAUGGAGGUUUAUCCAUGUCAUUGCAGGAAUCAGUACUACAGUCCUUUUAUUGUAAAUUUCACAUAGCCUAAAAUUCACCAUUUUAACCAUUUUAAAGUGUAACAAUUCAGUGGCAUUUAGUACUCUCAAAAUGUUGUGUCACCAUCACCAGUAUCCAGUUCCAGAGCAUUUUCAUCACCCUAAAAGGAAACCCUGUGCCUUUUAAGAAGGCAAUCCCCAUUCCCACCUUCCCUCAGCCCUUGACAACUGCUAACUGUGUUAUGUACGUCUCUAUGGGUUUGCCUCUUCUGUAUAUUUCAUGUAAGUGGAAUCAUGCAAUAUGUGGUCUUUUGUAUCUGACUUAAUUCACUUAGCAAAAUGUUUUCUAGGUCAUCCAUGCUGUACCAUGUAUCAGCACUUCAUUCCUUUUUGUGGUUGAAUAAUCUUCCAUUGUAUGGCUAUACCAAAUUUUGCUUAUCUGUUCAUCAUUUAAUGGACAUCUGGAUUGUUUCCACUUUUUAGCUAUUGUGAAUAAUGCCGCUAUGUACAUUUGUGCACAAAAUUUGGCAUGGAGAUAUUUUUAGUUCUCUUUGAAAUAUAGAUGUAGGAGUGGAGUUGCUGGAUCAUAUGGUAACUUGAUGUUUCAAGUUUCAAGAAACAGCCAAAGUAGCUGCACCAUUUUAUAAUGCCACCAGCAAUGGAUGAGGUUUCCAUUUUUCCUCAUCCUCAUCAGCACUUAUUAUUGUCUGUCUUUGAUUAGAGUUAUUCUAGUGGACGUGAAACAGCAUCUGAUUGUGGUAUUGAUUUGUAUUUCCCUAAUGACUAUUGAAAUUGAGCAUCUUUUCAUGUGCUAUUGUCUAUUUUCAUAUUUUCUUUGGAUAAAGGUAUAUUUAAAUCCUU